This is a messenger RNA of Cuscuta campestris, 573 nucleotides long. NCBI's taxonomy places the organism in Eukaryota, Viridiplantae, Streptophyta, Magnoliopsida, Solanales, Convolvulaceae. The record is from the annotation of a GenBank genome assembly.
AGUCCUCUAGGGUUUCUCCCCCACCGUUUCUGAAUCUCUCAUCUUUCGUCUCCGGCGACGAGCAGUAGCAAUGGCUAAGAGGACCAAGAAGGCUGGUAUUGUGGGCAAAUAUGGAACCCGUUAUGGUGCUAGUCUUCGGAAGCAAAUUAAAAAGAUGGAGAUUAGCCAGCAUAUGAAGUACGACUGUGAGUUUUGUGGGAAGUGUGCAGUGAAGAGAAAGGCUGUCGGUAUAUGGGGAUGCAAGGAUUGUGGCAAAGUCAAGGCAGGAGGGGCAUAUAUCUUGAACACUUCUAGUUCAGUGACAGUCAGAAGCACGAUCAGAAGACUCAGGGAGCAGACCGAGAACUAAGUUACAUGACCUGUUCCUUAUCUUGGUUCUGAUAUUUAUCUAUGUUUUGGUAUUGGAUUUGUACUGUUAGUUUUCUAUUUCGAUUACGUCUUUGUGGUAUUCAGACUAUUUUGUUAACAUUCCCUUGUAAGGUUGAACUUGUUUUACAUUCGUGACAACUUUUGUUGGUUUUGACGCCCUCUGUUUGGUUCCCUUCUCCCCAUUGAGCCGUGCUAGUUACCUUU